Messenger RNA from Fusarium subglutinans, 603 nucleotides. RefSeq names its product puromycin n-acetyltransferase. The record is from RefSeq and is a predicted model, not a curated record. Gene Ontology annotation, molecular function: acyltransferase activity, transferring groups other than amino-acyl groups. Lineage: Eukaryota; Fungi; Ascomycota; Sordariomycetes; Hypocreales; Nectriaceae. Bases 1 to 603 code for a protein of 200 amino acids. The transcript has a single exon.
AUGCCACCCAUAACAAUCCGCCCAGCAACGCCCGACGACAUCCCCCAAAUGCUCGCUGUCUUCUUCUCCGCAUUCUCUUCCUCGCCUCUAAACAAGCGUUGUUUUCCCCCAUCAUCUCCUGAUGUCCAAGCCUUUCAAACCUCAUUUCUCCAAACCAACAUCGACGACAAGGAUGACAAUUUCAUGCUCGUCGCAGAGGACGAUUCUGAAAUCCUCGGCUGGGCGCGCUGGGUUCGCAGAGAGAACCCACCGCUGUCGGGGAAGCAGAUCGACCCUUGUACGUUUCCUGCUUCAGGAGACCAAGCGACCGCGGCGAAUUUCUUUCAGAGGAAUGCUGAUGAGACUUUCAAAUAUGUCGCUGGUGAGAGGCAUUGGUUCCUGAGCACGAUCGCCACUGCGAAAGAAGCACAGCGACGGGGCGUAGGAUCUGCGUUAAUGAGAUUUGGUGUCGAGAGAGCCGACCAAGAAGGGUGGAUGUCUUAUUUGAAUAGCUCUGGCGAAGGAAGGGGCCUGUAUGAGAAGUUUGGGUUCAAGGUCGUUGGAACAAGUGAGUUCCCUGAUCUAGGCAUGAUGCAGUAUCAUAUGAAGAGAGAAGCAGUUUAG